Neurospora tetrasperma FGSC 2508 is the source of this 2112-nucleotide messenger RNA. RefSeq lists its product as uncharacterized. The transcript has 2 exons. Lineage: Eukaryota; Fungi; Ascomycota; Sordariomycetes; Sordariales; Sordariaceae. The record is from RefSeq and is a predicted model, not a curated record. Bases 1023 to 2033 code for a protein of 336 amino acids.
CUUUUCCACUUUAGCUUCUUAGUUUGUCCAAGGUAGGAGCGGCUUGGAAUUAUAAGACAGCAAGGCACCACUUUUUUCGAGUUUCCAUUCGUUCUUACCUACACUUCAUCUCAAUUUCCGAUCCCCGAGAUCCCGAAGUCCAUCACUCCGUUACCAUCGUUUAGUGUACUGGAGUCAAAAGAUCUGCAUUUGGCCUCCCUACGAUCCUUUUCUUCCAUUCAUUUCCCGUCACCUGCCUGCUCGAUCUGCCCCCUAGCUCACCUCCUCCUGGACCUGAAUCCUUCCGGCCGGACUUCCACUUCUAGCUCGUGCGCCCCGCCAGCCCACCCCUAAACCCGACACACUGAACCUGCCAUUUAUUGCCUAGGUGGAUUUGGCGGACACUUUUCGGUACCUUAGCUGAGGCUACCGUAAAGUUAGGUCCAUCCGGUGGAUCCACCUAUUCAUCCAAACUGGACCUGACCCGCCCAACCAGGACCCAUCGGAUGAGAUCAUGGGAACACACCGAGACACCACCUUAUUUUGACCACACACGACCUUGGCUUCUCGGUUGUUCGGUGUUUUUUUGUUUUUACCUUUCACCGGACAGACCGGGUAGACCGUCAUUCGGGAUCGAUCCAUCCAUCGAGAGAGGGACGGAACGAAGCUAAACGUAACAAAAACACAUGUGCAGUUUUCGAGCUAUUACGUGUUGGAAACUGGAACCAAGGUUCUAGGUCGGCGGUCAACAAGGGGAAUUGAAUGAAAGAGAAAUGAAUAUAACACUCGUGGCGUGGCACCCGAUUGAUCUUGAGCUUGUUGUUGCCUAUUCUUCUGCUUUUGUUUGUAUGUAUUUUUCUCGUGUUUUCUUCUUUCUGUUUUUCUACAUUUUCUUCCAGUGGAUACCUACCUACCUACCUCUACCAAGACGGAAAGUUCCAUAUCUUACCUACCGACCUAACUUUUACACGACCCAAAUUCAAAUCCGAUACUCACCCCGACCAAUUUUACUCGCAAAAACCUAACCACACACCCAAAUAACCAUGCCCAAACCAUGGUACCGCACCCGUCCAACAACAUGGCAUUUCGAAAUAGACCACUUCAUCAACCCUUUCAUCCCGGCCUCCUUUCUACCCCGUUUUCCGACGCCCAUUUCUCAUUUUUUGGGAUAUCGAAGCCCAGCAUCACAACGGGCAAAGAAGCCGGCGCUGGGGAACUUAGCAAUCAUUCUGUUUGCGUUUGUGGGCGUGUUUGUGACGAUUACGAUUAUUGGGGCGGUGGGGGAGCAUUAUGAGGGGUUUCGGGGGAGGGGAGUGCCGGUUGUUGUGGGGAGUUUUGGCGCAGCAGCAGUUCUCGACUUUUACGCCAUCGAAUCCCCCCUCUCCCAGCCCCGCAACGCCAUCGGCGGCCAACUGCUCUCGAGCAUAGUCGGCAUCUCCAUCGCCAAACUCUUUGCCCUCUCCCCGCACUUUGAAUCCAUCCGCUGGGUGGGGGCCUCGCUUGCCUGCGCCUGUGCCACGGCCGUCAUGGCGCUCACAGGCACGGUGCACCCGCCCGCGGGCGCGACGGCCCUCAUGGCAGUUUUGGACGACCAGGUGCAGGAGCUGGGCUGGUUCUUGAUUGCGCCUGUGAUGCUGGGGUGUGCCAUCAUGAUGUGCUGUGCGCUGGUGGUGAAUAAUUUGCGGAGAAGGUUUCCGGUUUAUUGGUGGAGUCCGGAACCGACGGGGGAGUUUUGGACGGGCAAGGGGGAGGGGAAAGAAGAAGGGGUGGCUGGCUUGGAGAAGGGGGCAAGUGUUGGUAAAGAAAGUGAAGAGACGAGGACGGGGUCAAGUUCGGAGUCGCGGCUGGGAAGAGGAACGAGGAGUGAUGAGACGUUGCGAGAUGUGGAUAUUGAAGCGCAGAGUUGCGGGGCAGUGUCCGAGUCGGGGGAUGAUGAUGAUGGUGAGAGAGGGCUGAGGGUGGUGAUUUCAAGGCGAGGGGUGGAGAUUCCCGAGGGUCUUAGUUUGAGGCCGGAGGAGGUGACGUUCUUGGAGACGAUUUGUAAACGGUUAUGAAGGCGUGUUUGAGCCUUCUUCGAGUUACCUCCAUGGAGAUAUCAUUAUAAUUCAGCGUGUUUUUGUUAAUACACCCCUC